AUGGCAAAUGACGGGAAGAAGGUCGCCAAGUCCGCCUCGGACGGUGAGCAGCGGUUCACCUUGCAGCAAUUACAGCAGGUGAUGGAGGCCCUUCGCCUCGUCACGGAGCAGGAAUCAGCCGAGCGUCAAAUAUGGCGAGAUGUUGAAGCCAGUAGCCCCCCAACGACCUCAGCUCCUCAGCCCUCGACGUCCGCAGGUAACGUUACCCGAGCGGGUGGCGGCAGUGGCGGCACAGCUCCUGACCCGGCUCCCCCGGCUCCUCCCUCUUCACCUGCCGUGCGGAUCACAACGGGCGCGACAGGCCAUCGAGGUGCCGCUCGCAGCAUGGUACACACCGCCGUCGGCAACGAAGAGCGUGGGGGUGGAACCUGCGACACCUGCGGCGGCAACUGCGGUGGCGCCGUCUACCAUCGCGCCGUCGAGGACAUAGAUCCUGGAGAAGCUGCCGGGGGCAUCCGGUGGUAUAGCAUUACCCGUGGCCAAGCCGUGGGGGUGUUCCGCGACUGGAUGACCGUCGCUCCCCUGGUAACGGGAGUUCCGAACGCAGUUUUCCAGCGCCACCCGACGUACGGUGCUGCGCUCGCGGCGUUCAUGCGAGCGGCGAACAACGGAAACGUCGCCAUCAUUCUUUAG
This is a messenger RNA of Rhodofomes roseus, 633 nucleotides long. RefSeq lists its product as uncharacterized. Bases 1 to 633 code for a protein of 210 amino acids. The record is from RefSeq and is a predicted model, not a curated record. The transcript is spliced from 4 exons. Lineage: Eukaryota; Fungi; Basidiomycota; Agaricomycetes; Polyporales; Fomitopsidaceae.